UGUAGCACAGCAAGGAGGAAGCAAAGUAUUUGUUUUCACUGUCAGGUAAGAUAGUUGCCAAAAAUGAAAGAACAUAAGACCAGUUCAAGUGAUUGAGUUGGAGUUUGAUCUUGGGCUUCAAUAAUAAAAUGGAAAUAUAAAGGAUGUGUUUAUAAAUUACCGUUUGUGUGUGGCAGCCUGUUAAUGUCAUUUCUGAAGAAUAGCUUAGUUUUAAAAUGUGGUUUAAUCUGCAGCAGGAUGUGAUCUUUAUAAUCUGCUACCACAAGUUUUAUUGCCACAAGUUUCUUUGCUUUUCUGGAAGGAGUUUUGUUUGUUUAUUAAAGGCACGUGAAUGUCAGAGGAACUUACACAUAUAUGGGGACAGAGGCAAUGUUGACAAGUAAAUGAGACCUCUGGUUGCUGUCUGCAGUAGAGAAAAUUAAAUCAGCCCCUGAAAUAGAAUUAGGGUGCAGUUCUCUAAGCACUGCUGCUAGUCCAGUCAUCUUUGCUGGGGUAUUGUGGCUUUGUGACUCUGGAUUUAUGUCAAGGAUACACUGUUAAAGAGGUGCUGUGAAUAUGAUCAGUGGGGCAUGUGCAAUUAGCAUUGAAAUCUCUUGUAAGAUGGGUGAAGUCCUUUUCUGUUUAUAUUAAAGCUGUUAAAUAGUAACCUGUUAAGCAAUUACUUUACUAUGAUGACAAUUGCCUUGUCCCAUUAUAUUUUAAGGGAACUGUUUAAAGAGGUUUAUGACCUCGGAUUUUUGCUGGCCUCUCAGUUUUUUCCCAGUAGAUUUUUCUGUCCUCUCACUUAGUGUGAUCAGUUAAAUAACAGUUUCAGUGUUUGGGAUAACUGUGAGAGAGGGGAAACGGGGUUUGGGAUCACCCUGAAAUAGAUCUGUUACUGGUGGAAGAAAAAUUCACUCCUACUCUGUGCUGCUUGUGCCCACCUCUCUUCUUACCUUUCUUCUCCCACUGGAGAAGCUAUCCACAGCUCAUUUCAGCCGAACACAAAAUUACUGACAAGCAGUUGUUGAUUUGAAAUUAAGAGUUCAGCUGGCCUAACUAGCUAGUCAUGGCUGUAAGGGGCAGUCCUGCUUGUAGUCCCUGCCUUUAUGUUCCUGCUGCUUCGGAUUCGUCCUGCCUAGCAGUUUUUUGGCCACAGAGUGAGUUAAUGUUCUAUUUUCUUAUGGAUCAAGCACUUGAACUAUAGCAGUAUGACUGCAAGGUCUGACACAGAGGGAGGCAGGGACCUGCCGCUGGGAGUGGGAGAGGGGAGGAGAGUGUAGGGUUGCACUUCCUUUAACCUGCAACCCCAUGAUUAUGGGUUUUGCUGAUUAAUUGCGCCAACAGUUAUCUGAUUUAGGGCAGGGGGAGGUGGAAUGUGCCGAACGAGAUUAGCAAGUCAAUUCACUUUUAGGGGAGGGAGGUGUCAAGCUGAACCAGGACGCUGUGAAAAAAAUAAAGCUUCUCUUAUUUGAAGAUCAGCAGUUAACAAAGGCAGAGUGAAGAAUUCGCCACGUCACAACUGAAGCUUUGGGAGGAUCUUUGUUACACAUUCUGGAGAACAGUUAAUGUUGUCAUAAGUACAUAAUUGUGUCGCCUAAAAUUUGAUACCAGCUGUAGAGUAGAUGGCUCAGCUUCCUCCGGGCAUUCGCUUCAUCACUUCAUUUUCACGAGAUCAGUGGUAUAGAGCCUUCAUUUUCUCUCUCACUUUCUUCUUGUAUGCCAGCUUCCAUUUAUCAAGGAAACCUAUUAGUAUAGUUAAGGGAGAGCUACAUAAGCAUUGUGCUGCUUCACAUGAAGUUGAACACGAUUCUUACAAAGAAUAUGCUGCGCAGAUUCAGCCUGUCAAAAAGCCAUCUAAUGUAUCUCAGUGUGGUUGGGAGCCAUUUGAUAAGAACAACUACAAACAGUUACUGGGAGCACUGGAUUACUCAUUUUUGUGUGCAUAUGCAGUUGGAAUGUAUUUAAGUGGAAUAAUAGGAGAACGGCUACCUAUCCGGUACUAUCUGACAGUUGGGAUGCUUGCUAGCGGACUCUUCACUGCGAUGUUUGGAUUGGGUUAUUUCUAUAAUAUACAUAAUCUGUGGUUUUACAUAAUGGCCCAGAUAGCUAAUGGGUUGGUGCAAACUACUGGCUGGCCGAGUGUCGUUACAUGUAUUGGCAACUGGUUUGGAAAAGGAAGGAGAGGUUUGAUCAUGGGAAUCUGGAAUUCACACACUUCAGUGGGAAAUAUCUUGGGAUCCUUAAUUGCUGCUUAUUGGGUGUCUACAUGCUGGGGUCUGUCCUUCGUGAUGCCUGGUGUUAUCAUUGCUGUGAUGGGGAUUGUUUGUUUCCUGUUUCUUAUUGAACAUCCUAAAGAUGUAAGUUGCUCCUGCACACCAUCCAGCCAUGAUCGUGAGCCCAGUAUUUCUACAGAGUUUGUAGUGAGUUCUAAAACCUUUCUGAAUGGUGCAUCUCGAUUCAGAGUCCAGAUGACAACUUUAAAUGCUAAGGAAACCAGCAAACCUCAGGAUCCAGAGAUGCAGCAUUUACUUGACAGUGAAAAUUGCAGCGUGUCACUGAACUCCAGCACUGUGGUCACUGGGGAAGGUAGACAUGGGACAUCAGCCAUCAGCUUCCUUGGGGCCUUGCGAAUACCAGGAGUCAUCGAGUUCUCCCUUUGUCUUCUGUUUGCAAAGCUGGUGAGCUAUACUUUCCUCUUCUGGCUUCCCCUCUAUAUCACAAAUGUAGAGCAUCUUGAUGCCAAAAGAGCUGGGGACCUAUCUACACUGUUUGAUGUGGGUGGAAUCUUCGGUGGAGUUUUGGCAGGCCUGAUUUCAGACAGGCUGGAGAAGAGGGCAUCAACCUGCGGAAUGAUGUUACUGCUUGCAGCACCCACAUUGUACCUGUUCUCUGCAGUCAGUAAAAUGGGUCUUGAGGCUACUGUAGUGAUGCUGCUUAUCAGUGGUGCCCUAGUGAAUGGCCCCUACGCUUUGAUCACCACUGCUGUCUCUGCUGACUUGGGUACCCAUAAAAGCCUGAAAGGGAAUGCAAGAGCCUUGUCCACAGUGACAGCGAUCAUCGAUGGAACAGGAUCUGUAGGUGCGGCUUUGGGGCCUCUCUUAGCUGGUCUUAUUUCCCCAUCUGGUUGGAACAACGUGUUUUACAUGCUUAUGGUGGCAGAUGGAUGUGCCUUGCUAUUCUUACUCCGUCUUAUUCAGAAGGAGCUUCGGUGUAAUGCAGAUCAUACCCUGUUUAAAGAACACUGAGAUACGAAACGAGAUUUGGAAUAAGGAUUGCAUCAGUCAUAUCUCUUCCCUGAAAAACAAACUUCAUGGAAUGCGUUAUUCUGCAUUUAAGAGAUUGUUUGGUGAAGAACUUUACAGGUUUGCUGGAAGCAAUGUGACAAAUGUGGCUGGUAAACCCCUGAAGCUCUUAUUUUUGCACAUGAAUAAGUACCUCAGGAUGGCAACUAUUCAUCAGAUGAAGAGACAGGAACUUUGGGAAGGUUUUAGCAGCACACCUCAACUGAGCCAAAGAGAAAUACCAAGUGCCUUUUUAUUUCUUUUGAUAGAAUGUUUUUAAUUAAAAUGCAGAACUGUGUAUUUUCCAAAACCAAGUCAAAACUAGAGCAGAAGGAAUUUGAAAUCGUAACGGUCUAGCAGUGAAACGUCCCAGUGUCAGUGAGCAAAGUAUGUAUCCCUUAUGUCAUCUUGCACACAUAGAGGGCAUCACUUUAGAGAGGAUGAUACCAGCUGGUUAUUAAGAUGCACUGCUGUUAAUAUUUUGAAGCUGCUCAGACAAUAAUAACCUCACAUACUAUUAAUUUGUAACUACAGUACUGCUUCGAAUCCCGAGGACAUCCAGCCUUUUGGUAGGUAAUAAAAUGGAACUUAGUGUUGCGGUGUACUGUGGUUAGCAGUUUUCACAGACUCUCUGGAUGGAUGUUAAUCCUCAGUUAGGAUUGUGCAAAAAGGAGUCCUAAGCAUCACGCAGUUGUGCUGCUCCACUAGGCUGGGUUGAAAUGAGAGGUGGUUCCUUUGGGGUGGCAGGGAACUGUGAGCUGUCAUACUUUAGCACUACAGGAUUGAACAGAUGAGCUGCUUUAGUGCCCGUGGCCACAGUGAUCUCUGCUGGGUACUCCCAGAUUUCAGUGCUGACAUGGGCAUGUGGAAAUCAUUCUCAGAUCAGGGCCUUAAUAAUUAGAAAUUUCUUUCAAGUGGCUCUGAAUUUCAGAUUUGGAGCCAAAAUAUCAGAAAAGAAAAAUGACCUAGGUAGUAUGUUUUAAGAGAACAUUUCAGUAACUAGAGUUAUGCAGCAAAUUAGAUGGUUUAAUAUCUUCAAAACAUAUCAUUUCUUUGUACAGCUAUCUUCUUUGCAAAACAGAUGUUUCUGUGAUUUUUCUUUUUCAAGAUGUACAGACUAAAAAGGAUUUUUGUUUUUGUAUGAGAUGUUUAUACUUAGAUCACGAAGGCUAGAUAAAUUCAGCUGUGUAUUAUUCUUAACUGUAUUUAUUAAAGUUCUAGGCAUAUGUCUUGUUCUGAACUGUUUGUGAAACGAUGCAGUAGCCUUUACACUUGACGAACAAAACAGCACGCUCUAAAAUAGUCCUGUAACACAUGGAGAAAUGUCUCAUCAGCUGCUGGUGUUGUGUUCCAUGUGCUGGCACAACACUUGGCGAUCACAGAACAGCCCUGGAAAUUCAGUCUUUGAGUUUUUACUUCACUGGUUUAAUUCAGCACGUGCUUUAUGCUUGUCUUGACCAGUGUAAGACAGUGUUCAUUUUUAACUGUUCUGCUGAACAGAGAUACAAGGAAGACCUCAGUCCCACAAAGGCUUAAGGAAGGUGCCAAGUCCUUGCAAGUGAAUGCCCUAUGUAGGCCCUGACCCUGCAGUUACCUAGAUGAAUAGCGAACUUCACACGUUUUUGAGUGAAACUGUUGAGACCAGUGGGGAUACUCAACACGUGAAUUAAUACAUCUGUGCUGCAUUUGGGCUUUAGGCUGUAGUUAAAUGGGACAGAAUUCUGCAGUGAUGUUACUUGAAAGGACAUCCAGUGGCAUGGCACACUGCCCCUCGCUCGCCCAGACUGACUCGGGGGGACUGCUAGCCAGACCAGGGGACUGAUCAAGCCUCUGAUGGGGGAAAAAUAACAUUGCAGCCCCAGAACAUCUGUACUGGCACAACUUCAAUGGCUGUGUGAGGAGAGGGGGAGGAAGGGAUGGAUGGAUGGAUGGAGGACUACUUUAGCUGAAGAUGCCAAUCCCUUCCCCCCAAAAAGCUGUGUAGAUCUAUAUACUAGUUUAUAGAAACAACUUGAACUGCUGCACUCAGAUUUUGAGAGGCUGUUCCCUAUGGGCUGAAGUCUUCGGUUAAAAUGCUUUCAGUUGUAUUUAGUAGUAACAAAUUGUAAAGAUUUAAUUGUGUUUUGGGUUUUACAUGUUUUACUUGUUGGGGCCGCUGCUGUUAUUUAUUUAUUUAUUUUAAUAGCUUUUGCACUUCAUUGACUUGGAUAUGGGAUGGCAACAAUGUUGGAGGUGCUGGGCUGAGUCCUUCCUUCCAUUGAUUGUAUGCCGGAGUUAGGACUCAGUGUGCUAUUAAAAAAAAAAAAAAAUUUAGUCUCCUUCCUUGCUAAUGUGCAGCUUUUCAGUUCUUCCCAGCUAUGAAUUUGUUGGACAAAAAGAUAAAAGAUUUGUUUUUCUUAACAACCCUAAAGGUCCCCCAAGUUGUGAAUAAACUGUGUGUUGUUAGUAUCGGGUGUCAAUAUCCAUUAAUCUGGAAAUGAGCAAAAGUGACAAAAUUUUGUAUGUAGAAAUGUGAGUGACCAGUAGAUAAAGCCAAAUUUAAAUAGGACUGGAGGGUUGGUUUGUUGAUUUUUAAUGCUGGUUAUUGUGAAUUUUAUCCAUUUACCGUCCUGUGGUGAAUAAAAUAGAUCCUACUUUAA
This is a messenger RNA of Falco peregrinus (peregrine falcon), 5902 nucleotides long. It is a transcript of the gene SLC37A1, whose product is annotated as solute carrier family 37 member 1. The transcript has 22 exons. Lineage: Eukaryota; Metazoa; Chordata; Aves; Falconiformes; Falconidae. The record is from RefSeq and is a predicted model, not a curated record. Gene Ontology annotation, cellular component: endoplasmic reticulum membrane. Gene Ontology annotation, molecular function: glucose 6-phosphate:phosphate antiporter activity. The coding region runs from base 1605 to 3227 and encodes 540 amino acids. Gene Ontology annotation, biological process: glucose-6-phosphate transport; phosphate ion transmembrane transport.